Messenger RNA from Esox lucius (northern pike), 7996 nucleotides. Its product is annotated as DENN domain-containing protein 4B. The transcript has 27 exons. Gene Ontology annotation, cellular component: cytoplasmic vesicle. Gene Ontology annotation, molecular function: protein binding. Gene Ontology annotation, biological process: regulation of Rab protein signal transduction. The coding region runs from base 384 to 4871 and encodes 1495 amino acids. Lineage: Eukaryota; Metazoa; Chordata; Actinopteri; Esociformes; Esocidae. The record is from RefSeq and is a predicted model, not a curated record.
AUAUUAUUUUUUAUAUAUAAAUUAGUAAAGAAGCGCACAACCAAGUCUCAAAUUGUUAGUGUGUUAUCUGUACUGGUAAUGGUAUAUAUCGCCUAUGGUUAUUUGAGAGCGCUUUCUGUUUGUGGUACUGGCACUGCGAAAGCGCUUUAAUUUCCUAUCUCGACCGAAUGAGUUCACAGCUACAGUACCCCUCCUGGCCAGCAAGAUCUGAAGCAGACUAACUUACUACACAGACAUCUGCACUGGCUCUGAAUUAGGAAUCGACCUAGUGCACAAAAUUCCAAACAUGUCCGUUAAAUGUCUAAAUAUGACCUUAGGAUGAGAUCUAAACUGAGCUAUCGGAACUGCCAGCAAGGAUUACAAGUGGUGGGCGGACAGGCGGCAUGACGGAGGAGAAAUGCCCCCAGCUAGUAGACUACUUUGUGGUGGCAGGACUGGCUCCUGGGGGCUCUGCCCCGCUGGAUGAAGAUGGCCAGAAGAGAGGUGGCCGGGCAGUGGAGCCGGUCACAGACCUGGCGGUGAUCGCCCGAGGCCUGGGAGAAGAGGUGCCCGAGGGCUUCACCUGUAUUGAGAAGACCCAGGGGGGCCACCCAGCCGAGCUGAGUGCCGGACUCAUAAACAACCCACACAUGUACCUGUGUUACCGCCGGGGGCAUGACAAACCUCCGAUCCUGGAUGUUGGGGUGCUGUACGAGGGUAAGGAGGCUGUGAAGCAGGGCUGGUAUGUAAUCGAGACCACACCCUACAGCCGCUCGGCCAGCCUGAGCUCUGGGGGGCCAGCCGCCCACCGCACCUUUCUGACAUACCGCCGGGCCCACGAGUCCCAGGCCCUCCACACCCUGGGGGUAACUGACAUCUCCCUCCUGCUGCCCAGUAAGGGCGAGGCGGCCCCUCACACCUUCUGCCGGGUGGACAAAAACCUCAACACUGGCAUGUGGGGUCCAGCCUUAUACCUGUGUUAUAAGAGAGCUGUAGCCAAAGCCAACGCCCUCGUCUAUGAAGCAGGUCUCAUCAGUCGGUAUCCGGAGGCGGACGUGGAGUCGUUCCCCCUGCCAGAGUCUGUGCCGAUGUUCUGUCUGCCGAUGGGCGUGACCGUGGAGAGCUGGCCCCUCAACACCAAGUACCAGCUCCCGGUCUUCUCCACGUUUGUCCUCACCAGCGCCAGUGGAGACAAGGUUUAUGGUGCUGCCAUCCAGUUCUAUGAGUCGUUCCCGCGGGAGUGCCUCUCGGAGCGGCAGAGUGUGCGUCUGGGCCUGGUGAGUGUGGUAGACCGGCGGCCCAUCACCAAUCGCACACUCCAGGUGAAGAAGAGUGUGUGUGUUCUUUCCCAUUGGCCGUUCUUCACAGUUUUUCAGAAGUUCCUAACCUUCGUGUACCGAUACUCCAUCUCCGGGCCCCAUGUGCUGCCCCUCGAGAAACACAUCUCCAGCUUCAUGCACAACGUCCCUUUCCCCUCCCCUCAACGGCCUCGUAUCCUAGUGCAGCUUUCCCCCUAUGACAACCUUCUUCUUUGUCAGCCUGUCUCCUCGCCUUUACCGCUCAGUGGUGCCAGCUUUGUGAAGCUGCUGCAGAACCUGGGCCCUGAGAACGCCUGUGUCCUGCUUCUGGCCGUGCUGACGGAGCACAAGCUGCUGCUCCACUCCCUCCGCCCUGAUGUCCUCACCUCCGUCAGUGAGGCCCUGGUGUCUAUGACAUUCCCCCUGCAUUGGAACUGCCCCUACAUCCCCCUGUGCCCGCUGAGGUUGGCAGACGUACUGUGUGCCCCCAUGCCGUUCAUCGUGGGUGUCCAUUCCAGCUACUUUGACCUCUAUGACCCCCCAACUGAUGUGGUGUGUGUUGACCUAGACACCAACACCAUAUUUCAAGCAGAGGACAAGAAGCCGUUGUCAUGGCGAUCGCUACCUAGGAAGCAUGGCAAGGUUCUGGUGAAUUCCCUCACCAACUUGAUGAAGACCCUGGAGAAAAUCUACACCCCUGGCCAGGAGGAGGCCACCCUGGAGUUCCUGCUGACGGACUACGACCUGAUCUAUGGGCGUCAGAAGCAACUGGAGCUUGAGAUCCAGGAAGCCUUCUUGCGCUUCAUGAGCUGCCUGCUGAGGGGCUACCGUACCUACUUGCUGCCCAUCACUCAGGCCCCCUCAGAAAGGACCACCGACUGCAGCUCCCUCUUCAAUCUGCAGGGCUUCCUGAAGUCACGUGAACGCACCCAGCAGAAGUUCUACACCCAGCUGACCAGGACACAGAUGUUCACUCAGUUCAUCGAGGAGUGCUCCUUUGUCAGUGACCGCCACGCUUGUCUCGAAUUCUUUGAUGACUGUGUCCAGAAGUCAGAUGUGGAGAAGCCAGAGGAGGUGCGUUUGAUAGACCUUGAUGAAGCCCACAGUGGGGAGCACACAGUUUUCAUCAUGCCCCCUGAGGAGCCCCAGGAGCCAGAUGGUUCAGAGUGCCCUGCUCACUACAGCUAUGAGACGUUUCCUGUACUCUGCAUGGAGCUUUUUGACCAGCCCCAGGACCAGCUGCGUGUUCCUACCAAGGGCAGUGCCCCAAGCAGCCCCGCCCCACGACGCACUAAACAGGAGAUUAAACUGGCACAGAAGCGGGCACAAAAGUAUUCAGCGGUGCCUGACAUGUGGUCUAAAUGUCUGCUGGGCCACUGCUACGGCCUGUGGUUCAUCUACCUGCCCACGUUUGUGCGGGCGGAGGGUGCCAAGGUACGUGCCUUACAGACGGCAUACGAAGUGCUGAAGCACAUGGAGACCAGGAAGGUGGUGCUGCCAGAUGAGGUGUGCUACCGGAUCCUGAUGCAGCUCUGUGGGCAGUACGGCCAGCCAGUGCUCGCUGUCCGGGUCCUCCUGGAGAUGAAGAAAGCUGGGAUCACGCCUAACACAAUCACCUAUGCAUACUACAACAAGGCAGUGCUGGAGAGCAAGUGGCCCUCCACGAAUCAGGGGGGCCGUCUGCGCUGGGCUAAGCUGCGUAAUGUUCUGAUGGCUGUGGCUCAGUUCAGACAGCCAAUCAGACAGCGGCAAAAGAGUGGUUCAGUGGGCUCAAGGACAGAUGUUACAAUGGACUGUAACCAACAAUCCCGCCCACAAUCAAGCCUGAUUCGUCAGUCCAGCUGGAGCGGCCUGAGUGAAAGCUCCAGCCAUGAGUCCCUGACUGGGUCUAUAAUGAAGAGUAACAGUUUGAACAGUAUGAGAGCUUCAACAGACAAAACAAAGCUCUCAAGGAAGAUGCUGCUCCGGAACGCAGGUGCUAAUGGCUCCAGUGAACCUGCCUCCCGAAAGCCCCCCGCGGGUCCACGAGACCCCGCGACCCCUUCCCCCCUCCCCUCGGAUGGUGUACUGGUGCGCCGUGACCAGGUGUGUUUGUCUACCUUUUACAAAGACUGUGCCGAGACCGCUGGCUCGGAGAGCGACUGCAGCUGCCAGCCUGGGGAGAGAGACAGCAGGCCACCUGGUCCUCGGCACACUGCGAGCCGCAAGGCCGUUGAUGAGAACUACAACAACGUGUCCUCGCCGAGUCGGGGGGGCCUGGCGGGAAAACUACAGCAGCUGCUCACGCCCACUCGCCACGGAGCCUCCAUGAGACGGGCUACCAGCGUAGACGCCCGGCGCUCAGGGCGACAAAACGGGCCGGGGAGCAAAGUGUCGGAACAGAAACCGCCCCGAAAGUCCCAGGUUGGUGAGAGCUUGCUGAAGGCCAAGGAGAGGCUCUACAACGCCACCUCUGAGAGUUCUCUGUCGGUGGGGAGUGACAUUGACCUGCCUGACAACACCAGCUUGGCCUUUCCUCUCCGCAAGUCCUGGGACUCUAACCAAGACAGGGCCGGACUGGAGGUGCUGAUGUCAAGCUGUUCCCUGUGUCGGAGCUGUAACUCCCUGGUCUAUGACGAAGAGAUAAUGGCCGGGUGGACGUCGGAUGACUCCAACCUCAACUCCAGCUGCCCCUUCUGCUCGGCCACGUUCGUCCCCUUCCUAAAUGCCGAGAUCUGUGACUUGGGGCCUGUCAGCAGCCUGGAGCCUACCAAUUGGAAUACAGAGGACGAGGUGGAAAGUGCUGCUAAGCCCCCUGGUGGUUCGGAUGCCAUCCUGCCUCUUAACGGUGUGAGUGAGGACUCCAUCUCGGAGACCAGUGGCUACUCUGACACCAGCACCACGGGUUCGUUGCCGGGCGGGCCGCCCCCGGUGACCGUGGCCUACCUGAGCCCCCUGGUGCUGCGGAAGGAGCUGGAGAGUCUGCUGGAAAACGAGGGUGAGACGGUGCUUGCACAGGGCCAGCUCCUGGAGAACCACUCCAUCAUCUUCUGGAACCUGGUCUGGUAUUUCCAGCGCCUCGGCCUUCCCUGCAACCUGCUGCAGCUGGUCCGUUCCUCGCCGCUGGCCAACCAGCUAGCCCAGACGACAGAGAACACGGCGGUGAGGGUGAGACUGAUGUGGGACACGCUGAGCCCUGACACAAACCACUGGCCCCCACUCUAUAUUAUCUGGAGGAUACACAGUGGUGCGCCUGUGCCCAACCACAGCUGGCGGAGGCACAACCACCCGUUCACCCUGGCCUUCCUGGAGGAAGUGCUGCGCUGCGUCGGCAUGAAUGAGGUGCACAAGGGAAUCACCCUCUUCCUGGAUACCGUACUCAAGCAACCGGGCCCGCCCAAGAUACAAAGGAGUCUGUACAGAGAGAUGCUGUUCCUCACACUGGCUGCCAUGGGCAGGGAUCACGUGGCUGCCUUUGACAAGAAAUACAAGGCUGCGUACCAACGGCUUAGUGGCUCCUUGGGUCGUGAAGAGCUCCGCAGAAAGAGAGCCCAGCCACCCAGCCCCAAGGCUGUGGACUGCAGACGGAGCUUCCUUAUUCCCCUCGAGUGCUAAUUCCCCCUCCAGCUGAUUCCACCUUUGCACCCCAUUGUUGCCACCACCUCGGGAACAGUGAUACCCGGGUGCCAGGAAGAAGGCAUGAGGAAAGCUUGACUGAAAAACACAGAGGAAACAAUGCCUUCACAUCUGGACCGCUCCGCUCUGCUGCCCCCUAGUGACACCUGGCAGCCGUGCUGCAUCCUCCAGUCUGCACCACUUUACCUCACUGUGCUUUGUUUGUGUGAACCUUGUAUGUCCAUGGAAACUUCAUUCACUUCAAUUGUCAAACUGGACAGUUUCCUCAACUCGAUCAUAUGAGGCAUAUAGGUUGGCUACAGUAAUGAUUGGACCUGGUAGAUUUAACCCCUUUUGCCUAUUGCUCCAAGUGCUUAUAUACACAAUUGCAUCUUCAUCAUCAAUAUAAUUUGUGCUGUUUUUUUUGGUCCUAGGCCAUUACAUUUAUCGGUAUGCAACAUGUGAAGCCUGUUACCGAACUGCAAUCUAUGCAUUCAGUGUGAACAUAUUUUAGAACUUGCAUCACAUUGUUUUUAGACAGAAAAUGGGAGAUAUUUAGAUUCUUAAUUGUGGUAGGAAGUGUCAGUAUCUUCAAAUGUAGGUUUCUGCAGUAAAUUGCAGGGGUACUUAUCUCACAGUCAGAACCUUUCAAUUGCAUUUCAUGUCUCUUACUAUUUUGUUUCCCCCUUCUGGAAUCAUUUCUGCUAGAAUGACCUUCAGUGGUGAGGUUUAUCAUUUUGGAGAUAGACCACAUCAGCAAGUCUCUGCCAAUCAAAAAGCAUGAUGUUCACUCUGGGCGAAGAGGUUGAUUAUUGACUUAGGGAGAGGAUGAGGGGAGAAUUAUGUCAACUCUGAAAUUGUAUUUGGUUGAGAAUUAUGUCAGUUGGAAAAAGAUAAUGGAUAGAGGCAGUUUCCUAUAGGUUACAGGAGCAGAUGAGAACAUUUCUAACCUUGCUCAGUGGGGAACAAAAAUUAUCUAUGAUAUCCUUAGUUUGAGUUUGUUUCAGCCCAUAGUGUGAAUAGAGCUGUGAUUGAACUUGGUGCGAAGCAGGAAAUGGAAGAUGGUAUAUAAGUAUUAGCAGAAAGCUAGAUUACAACAUCAGAAACGGUGUUUCACAAUUAUUUAUGUAAAUUGUUAGUUCUAAUAGGCCAAUUUGUGGUCUGUCAUGUGCAGAUUGUUGAUUCUAACAGGGAUGAGUAGCUUUACUACUUCAGUUAGGUCAUUCCAAGAGAUUAGCUGGUGGCACCAGAAUAGAGUUUGCGAAAGAUAUGGAACCAUAACUAUAUGGCCUUGGUUUACAAACCCUCCAGCAAAGACAAUACUACCACCAAUGAAGUUACUGUCUAUGAACAGUGUAAUUGUGGUCUAAAAAGGUUGUAUUUCAUGUCAUCUGCAUUUCAAACAACCUUCCUCCAAAGUGAGUUUAUAUGUAAGAAUUGACAGAACGAUCUCAGAUACCAGAAAUAUUUCCAGGGCCGUGGUAUCUUGUAAUGACUGCGAUGGAGGUUUUGUAGGUGGGAUCAGAGUCAUCUGCGAUUUGUUGUCAUCACCGUACAUAGUACUAACUAAUCACUGUCAUUCACCACACAUGUAGGCCAGAUGUGGACGUGGAGGAAGUUUCCUUGUAGGCCAGUUGUGGGCAUAGGUGGGUUAACAGUGUUUGGCAGAGAUUAAAAAACAAUGUAAGAUUCACUUGAGUUAAAGUAGCUAAGCUACUUCGCUGUCCAUUCUUACCUACUAGGUUCUUGUUUUAGUGUACAGUGUAUACAUGUGAGGCCUUUGUUCUCAUUUUUCAACCCUUUAUUUGUGGUUCAGCUUUGUAGAUGACAACAAUAUAUAAUUUGCACAAUUAAAGAAUAUAGGAUUUUUCAUUUUUGUUCAUUUUCAUAUAAUUUUGUUACAUUGUUAAAAGCCUCUGUUACUUCAAUGUGUUUUUUUUUUUGUGUUUUUUUAGGAGUGCUGUAUAGCAGAGAGAAGAGAAUUCCUUUUCGUCUGCUUUUUAAAGAUUGUGUGAGUGAAAUGAUUGUCCCAGCUAGGGAGUAAAGCUGUGAUUGAAACUGUUUCCCCCUUGACUGUGGAAAGUUUAUAUUUUGUUUAAAACAUUACAGGGAGGUGAAGUUGUAGGGAGAACAAAUGUAAUUAUAUCAUACUAUUUUAGUGUUAACCUGAGGGUGAGAUAUUUUUAAUAGCACUGAUUGUGUUGUGUGUUUAUUCUUAUACCACUGAAAUACAAGGGAGAAAUUGUUUUAGCUGCAUCCAGAAAAAAAGUGCUGACUGGAAGAAAGCAUUGAGUAUUCUCAAACAGUAGAGGGCAGUGGGAUAGUGAAUUGGACUUGAAGAGGCAAAUGAGCAACCCUGGUCUUCAAAUGUUAUGUCUUCAGCAAUAACAUGGUGUAUUCAUGGGGGGGACCUUGGUUGGCUAAUAACAAUGUCCUGAAGGAGACCCAAGAGGAAAUGUUCAAAGUAACUGCCCAAUGAAAAUAUAAUGUUCUGUUAAGUCAUACCCAAAAAUCCUGCUCAAAUGGACUGUAUAAAAAAUGCUGUGGGGUCAUAACGUCAUACUCCCAAGGAGGAUGAGGUGGCUAAUCUGCUGUCUAAAGAUGGAUGAGAACAAAUGUAACAGACUACUAGCAUAGAUAUAUUAAUUGACCGUAAUUUGCCUGCAUUAUUCUGUUAUCGGGGGAAUGCCUAUAACAUUGCAACACAUAGAAGCUGCUUUUUAAUAUACUUAAUUACCAGUAAGGAAAGACAAAUAUUUAGUCGUACUGUUAGUAAUUACAGUUCAUAUCACUGGGCAGUUACUUUAAUAAUGGUUUGAGUUAUGGGUUGAUUAAAAUAGCUUGUAAUUCAAGACUUUCCUGUUCGGAAUUAGAUGAUUAAAAUAAUGCCUGUGUUUUCUCCCCAGCGUAGGCAAUAUUCAAUGUAUGGCCACUUUGUUAUGCACCAGACUUCAAGGGGAUAUUAUGGGUGAUUUAUAUUUGCAUUUAUUUUAUUGGUCAAGUAAACAGAGGAAUGAAGAUUUAAGUAUUUAAAAUGUUGUGUUUGCUGUUAUAAUUUAUAUGGCUGUGACUUCAGUUGUAAAUGUCUUGUUUUAUAUUAAAAAAAGAAAAAUACAGAAAGAUUC